This is a messenger RNA of Lagopus leucura (white-tailed ptarmigan), 1406 nucleotides long. RefSeq names its product prostaglandin D2 receptor (gene PTGDR). Lineage: Eukaryota; Metazoa; Chordata; Aves; Galliformes; Phasianidae. Gene Ontology annotation, molecular function: prostaglandin D receptor activity. The transcript has 2 exons. Gene Ontology annotation, cellular component: plasma membrane. The record is from RefSeq and is a predicted model, not a curated record. Gene Ontology annotation, biological process: positive regulation of cytosolic calcium ion concentration; G protein-coupled receptor signaling pathway; inflammatory response. Bases 1 to 1089 code for a protein of 362 amino acids.
AUGGCGGCCGAUGGGUACCGCUGCCGGGAGAGCCGCUUCAUCGCCAGCGGGCAGUCGGUGGUGCCCAGCUCGGCUCUGUUCGCCGCCGGCCUGCUGGGCAACGUGCUGGCUUUGCUCCUCUUGGGGCAGCACCGACGGCGCUCCCGCUCCGCCGCCGGCCGCGCUCCGCGGGUCUCCGCCUUCUACGUGCUGGUGAGCGGGCUGGCGGUGACCGACCUGCUGGGCAAGUGCCUGCUCAGCCCCAUCGUGCUGGCCGCCUACGCCUACAACCGCAGCCUGAGCGAGCUGGGAGCGGGCGGCCGCGGGGAAAGCGAGCCGGGAGCGCUGUGCCAACUCUUCGCCUUCCUGAUGGCGUUCUUCGGGCUGGCCCCCACCGUGCUGCUGCUGGCCAUGGCCACCGAGUGCUGGCUGUCGCUGGGCCACCCGUACUUCUACCGGCGGCACGUCACCCGGCGCCGGGGAGCGAUGCUGUGCGCGCUGGGCGCGACUCUGUGCGCCCUGUUCUGCGCGCUGCCGCUGCUGGGCUUCGGCGCUCCCAUGCAGUACUGCCCCGGGACGUGGUGCUUCAUCCGCAUGGCGGGCGGCGGGCCGAGCCAGCUCGGCUUCCCCGUGCUGUACGCCAGCGUGCUGGGCGUGCUGGUGUUGGCCAUCGCGGCUUGCAACGUGUGCAGCAUGCGGCAGCUGUACGGCAUGGCCCGCAGGCAGCCCCGGCGCGGAGCGCAGCCCCCCGGCCCGGCAGCGCCGCGCAUGGAGGAGCUCGACCACCUGGUGCUGCUGGGGCUCAUGACCGCUCUCUUCACCGUCUGCUCGCUGCCGCUCAUCGUCCGUGCCUACAUGGGGGCGUUCGCCGCCGACUUCAACGAGGACGCCGACCUCAGCGCUCUGCGCUUCCUCUCCGUCAACUCCAUCGUGGACCCGUGGGUCUUCAUCAUCUUCCGCACCUCCGUCUUCCGCCUCUUCGUGCGCCGCCUGUGCCGCCGCCUGGGCUCCCGCCGGGCCACGCUGAAGAGCACGGGGCCGGGGGGGGACGGGCAGUUCUGUCCCCAGGGAUGGCGUGGACCAGGCACCCCGCAGCUCGUCUUCCCCUGAGUGCAGUGCUGGAGGAGCUGGGGGAGCCAGGAGCGAGCCGUCGGCCUCGGGGACUCAGGGGUGACGGCGCCCGGAUGGCGACGGAGAGCGGGCGGCGCUGUGCCGCAUCCCCGGGAUAGGAACCCUGAGGGGUGCCUGGAGAACUGUGAAUGCUGCCGUGCAGCGGCGCUUUGCGAGGUGUGGGCAGCACCCGGCGCUGGGGAAGCGUAGGGGUCGUUGGCGUGUGGCUUCGGGGCGGUGCUGUGCCGAGGGGCAGUGCCGUGGGGACGUGCUGGGAGGAGGGAUGUGUGCCACCCCGUGCGGAAUAAAGUGGUUUG